AUGGAUACGAAUUGGCUCAAACUCAUUCAACAAAUGGAAGCCAUCAAAGCCAAUGUCGACCAGUGGCACAAAACAAUGGAGAACACGUUACGACUUGGAUCUUUGAAUCCGCUCAACUAUAAACAUGCACUAUUGAAAAACGUACCUGCACCUACGCCUUUCCUCACACACCAGUCCACCCCAACGACUUCCACUCCUAACCUGCAACAUGUCGGGCGAACGACCACGUUUCCUCGAAACUCUCCCACGACACAUCAACACGCGUCUUAUCACACACUUCUACCGUCGAACCAUGGAAUGACAAGAAGAAUGCCACUGCUACCAGAUCCGCCAACCACCAACCCAAUAAUACAACUCCAUCACCCAGGAACCCAUUUUAAAUACAGCACAACAGAAUCUGAUAAUAGCAUUACAAAAGAGGUGACAAACAACCAAGACGCCAACAACAACAACCAGAACAACUACAACGAAAACAUUCUCCAAACCGGAAACAAAAACAACAACAACAAAUUCAUAAUCGUUCGACCAUACAACAGACAACUUAACUCAUUCUACGAAGAAAUCAUCACCACUCUAAUCCUACAUGGAUGCAUCCAAAACCACAACGACAUCCUACAAGCAUACACAAUCAACAAACCACUACACCGCAUACUAUUUAGGCACUGA
Messenger RNA from Helobdella robusta, 666 nucleotides. RefSeq lists its product as hypothetical. The transcript is spliced from 2 exons. NCBI's taxonomy places the organism in Eukaryota, Metazoa, Annelida, Clitellata, Rhynchobdellida, Glossiphoniidae. The coding region runs from base 1 to 666 and encodes 221 amino acids. The record is from RefSeq and is a predicted model, not a curated record.